AUGGGAAGUUCUCAAGCAAAAGAGAAGAAGGGCCGCAUCAGCCCUAGUGAAAGGGUUGUAGAAGUUCUGAAGAACAAGGUGAGGGCUUUACAAGGCCAAGUGGACGAGAUCUUGCGCAUUCGAGAGGCCGAGAGCGAAGCCUACGAGCGCGAGCUCAUGGUUUUCGCUCUCAAGCAAGCCGAGUGGAAGAGAGAGAAGCAGAGGCUCUACCACACACUCGUCUCCAAACACAACCAACAACAACAACAUUCAGAGCCCGGGACGACGAAUGAGGCUAAUCAUGUCGAGAAUAAGUGGAAACAACUCUAUUUUGCUAUCAAGGAUGAGCUUGAUCACCUCAUUCACCGCACACAUCAAGAAGAAAAGCUGUGGUGGAAAACAGAGAAGGAAGAGCUUCUAGUGGAGCUGAAGAAUGAAGUGCAGGCCAGGGGACAAGUGAUUCAAAAUCUGCAAGCAAAGGUAGUCAAAAUGGAACUACAAGAGUCAAAGAGGGAGAGAGAGAUCGACAUAUUGAAGCAAAGCUUGAGGAUUUUGAGCCAUGCCAAGCGAGCGCCAACGAAGCUCGGAAAAAAGUCGAUCAAGGACUUUUGA
Striga hermonthica is the source of this 591-nucleotide messenger RNA. The record is from the annotation of a GenBank genome assembly. NCBI's taxonomy places the organism in Eukaryota, Viridiplantae, Streptophyta, Magnoliopsida, Lamiales, Orobanchaceae.